AUUCAACCUGUCUUACAAGAAAUUGAGCAUACACGUAUCAUACGUAACGUAUGUUUAUAUCUAGCCUACUUUUUUUCUCUCUCUUUUGUUUUUACACAUAGUGACAACAUAUGGCCCAUUUCCUGUAUUGAAUUUGGUUAUUUCUCAACACUGAAAGAAUAAAUCUGUGAUAGUUGUGCUUCUAUUGUUUUGGGCAGAGAACGAUACCACGUAGAUUAUGUGUAGUAAAUAAUUCUAUUUAAUUAUUUCUUCGUAGUCAAUAUCAAACAACCGAACAACGCCCCUAUUAGUCUAUCAUCAGCAUCACGCUGGCCCUCUCUCCCCCACCUUCCCCAGGGAUGCAAGGGAGUGACGCAGAACCGGUAGAAAAACUGUGCCGAACGCCAACAUAGGUAGGGGGUGAUGCUCCAACCAUACGCUACCCCAGUUCCCCAGAUUCAAUACAUACACACGGGCUGCCUAGUCUGAGGGCGACAGAGACAGGGAACUGGUUUAGUUUAGCCUCACUGUCCUCUCGACUUUCAUCUUAUCAGCUGACGUCAGGAGCAAUAAUUCUACGGAUAUUCUACAGAUUCGAAUACAUUUGGACAAGUGAAUGAGCACAUGACUAAGCAGUCACGACAAAUCUUCACGCACCUGCCAAGGCGACUUCGAAGAAACUGAUAUUUUACUCCCUUGAAUACUGAAAGGAUCAUUAGUUUUGAUAUUAUUUUUUUUUCUUCUCAAAUGGCAAAGUAACCUAUACUGUCAAACUGAGAACCGGUCAAUAGUGCAUUUGCACCAAAGGAUUUAUUUGACAUUUUUACGGUCACAUUUGUCAUCUUCAUCAUGAAUUAUCUGCGUCGCCGACUGUCGGACAGCAAUUUUAUGUCCAAUCUUCCCAAUGGGUAUAUGACUGACCUACAACGCCCCGACCCGCCGCAGCAGACAAGCCCUGCAGUGUCGCCAGGUCCAUCAGAGAGGCGUCAAUCCACCAGCCAGCCGUCUGGCGGUGCAGGCUUUUUUUCCUCCAUAUCCAACGCUGUCAAACAAACCACUGCCGCGGCAGCUGCGACGUUCAACGAAGCCACGGACAGAGGUGCAACUGGGGCUAAGAUCCUGCUGGUUAUCGAUGACCAACAAACCGACUGGGUGAAAGUCUUCAAAGGUAAAAAAGUCCAUGGUGAAUAUGAUAUCAGAGUGGAACAUGCUGACUUUUCAGAGAUCAACCUGGUGGCUCACGCCACUGGGACCUUCAGUGUGGACAUAGAAGCAAUAAGGAAUGGAAACAAGAUCACCAAGUGUUUCAAGCCAGACUUUGUUCUGGUCAGGCAGCACGCUUUCAGCAUGGCCAAAAAUGGAGAUUUCCGAAACAUAGUGAUUGGCUUGCAGUAUGCUGGUCUGCCUAGUGUUAACUCUUUGCACUCUGUGUACAACUUUUGUGACAAGCCAUGGGUGUUUGCUCAGAUGUCCAGAUUGUACAAGCAACUUGGUCCAGAGGAGUUCCCACUGAUAGACCAGGUGUACUAUCCCAACCACAAGGAAAUGAUCACCACCCCUGGUUUCCCUGUGGUGGUGAAGAUGGGACAUGCCCACUCAGGGAUGGGAAAGGUGAAAGUAGACAAUCAAUAUGACUUUCAAGAUAUUGCAAGUGUUGUUGCCUUGACAAAAACCUACGCCACAUCGGAACCUUUCAUCGAUGCAAAAUAUGAUGUCCGUAUCCAGAAGAUAGGGAGCAAUUACAAGGCUUACAUGAGGACAUCCAUUUCUGGGAACUGGAAAACCAACACAGGUUCUGCCAUGCUGGAGCAGGUGGCCAUGUCUGAGAGGUACCAGAUGUGGGUGGACUCGUGCUCCGAGGUGUUUGGAGGUCUCGACAUGUGCGCUGUGGAGGCCUUGCAUGGGAAAAACGGAAGGGACCACAUCAUUGAGGUGGUUGGCUGCUCCAUGCCUCUGAUAGGAGACCAGCAGGACGAUGACAGGGCUCUCAUCGCUGACCUGGUGGUCUCCAAGAUGAACCAGACCAUCCCUCACACCGCAAGCCCCUCCCUUACCCGAGCCACCUCAGGCCAGACGACACAGAAAGCUCCAUCUCCUCAGCCUAUCUCACAGCCCAUAGUCCCACAAGCUCAACAGCGCCCCCCACCCCAAGGUGGCCCCCAGCAGGCAGCUGCUGGUACUGCAGCUCCUCGCCAAGGUGCUCCCCUCCAGCAGCGUCCCUCUCCCCAAGGCCAGCCCCCGGUCCAGGCCCCAGUCACCAGCCCCGGUAGCCAGCCCCCUCCGGCCCAACCCCAGCAGGCCAGGCAGGCUAACCCUGCGUCCGGGGCCCAGCAGCGGGCUCCUCCAGGCCAGACCCAAGGUCAGAGACCCCCCCCUGCCCAGGGCUCUCCCCAGCGUACCCCUCCCCAGACCCAGAGGCCUCCACAGCAGACUGGGGCCCAGCAGCAGAAGCCCCCUCCUGGAGGUCCGGGUCCAAACCAGAAGGCCCCCGGGGGUCAGAGGCCCCCCCAGCAGAGGCCUGGUCCUCCCCCGAGGCAGCAGUCACAGGGGGCCAGCCAGCAGCAGAGGCCCCCUGGCCCACGGCCAGCGGGGGCCACCACCCAGCAGCCUCGCCCUGCUGGUCAGGGCCAGGGAGGCCCUGGAGGGGCCAGGCCCCCCCUGCAGCAGAAGCCCCAGCCCCCCCAAAAGCCCCCCCAGGAGAGUCAAUCUACCGGUGGCUCUCCCCAGCUGAACAAAUCCCAGUCUCUUACCAAUGCCUUCAACAUUCCAGAAACGUCGUCGGACAGCCUUAGGCAGGACGAGGCCAAGGCUGAGACCAUACGCAACCUGCGCAAAUCAUUUGCCAGUCUCUUCUCAGACUGAGAAGGUGUACCCCCCCCCCCGCCCCUUCCCAACCAGACAGAAUGACAGACAGACAGACUGAAGGACAGACCCCGCCCCUUUUUUCCUCAAUGCACAACGGACCAACAGAAUUACAUCACUUCCCUCAUGGACUUUCAUGUAUUCUGGAAAUAAAUUCCUCCUGUGAUAUAAUCUACUGCCUGUAUAAGUUCAAAACACUGCAGACACCACAAGUGUCUAUCCCAAACAUUCCCUGACAGCUUUUCAAGAUGAAGUUUUUCACAAACAAACUCACCCAUAGAGAAGCAUAGAAAAAAACAUUCCUAUUUCAUCGUUCUGUGGUGGAAUUGUAUGUAAAAAAAUUAUUUAAAUCACAUUAGUCCGUUUAAUAGUUUGUGUCAUUAUCCAUGUGACAUUUAUGGACUUCAUGAUUAAAACAGUACAGUGAAAGAUAACAGUGUAUGGAUGUUUUGAGAUUUUGGACCUCAUCAGUCAUUUGAAAUUGUAGUAUUUACACAGUUUAUGGGAAGUUUAUGGGAAAAAAACCUUGAACCAACUGAUGUUUCUACUUAUCUGUUCAUCUUUCACAGUAAAAUCAGUGUGACUUUUACCCACGCUUGGGUUGGUCGUUCAGUGAGUCAGUGCAGUCAGCAAAGUUGCACUGUUGUUCACACGAUCUCUGUUCAGCGUAUGUAAACUGACAGUUUUAACACCUUGCGAUAUUUUAGCUGCAUGUCUGCAUAUGAGACAAUGGUUGUGUUUUCAACCAGUCGAAACAGGCGCUUGUAACCGUGGUCACCCCGUAGUCGAACUGAUUAUUAAUAUAGUAGAAAUGUGUAUUUGUUGUGAGAUUGCCUUCGCUGCUUUACCUUGUCCCCUUUUUUGUUACACGACAAUAAGAAAGCCCUCAAUUUUCUCUGCCUGGACUAGAAACAUGCCUUAUGAUGAGAGAGUCAGAUGUAAUGAAGCUGUCUCAGGGACGUACUGGGUAAACAGGACUCUGUCGCCGUGAGGGGCCAGGUCUUUCAUUGCACUGUUGCAAAGUUGAUGAUCUCUGGGUGACGAACCCCGAAAGCGUGUUUUAGAAUGUGUUUGUUGUUUUGAAAACGUGUCUACGCACAGAGUAUAGCAAAACCAUACUUGAAUUUACAGGGCACAGGUUGUGUCGAGAAGCACUUGUAUCGUCAGCUUGUGUGAUAGCCGAGCCACGGCUUCUUAACACUAGCCAUCACAUGAACAGGGGUCACAUGAACGUGACCCGCAUCGCAGCGGGACACGGACCCAGUCAGUUAGGGGCCAAGUCCAAAGAAAGCUCAGCCGAAGAAUGUUCCUUGGUUCAUCUCGACAUUUCAAACAAACGAAGCGUAUAGGAUUGUCAGCUGUGGGUUUUACCACAGCAGUAGGUUUCCUCCUUGAAACGUUCGAUCCCACAAUCGAGCUCUACGGAUCGUUCUGUUGAGCGCAACCUCCGGAUAUUUACAGAAUCCUUCUUAGAAACCGUCCAUUUGCAAGGCACUGAAAACGUCUUCCAAAUAAAAGAGCAUCCCAUCCCAACUUGGGUGUGGGUACACUUUAUGGCAAUAUGAUGAGAUUAGAAUUAGAAGGUUAGGAAAAGCAGAAUCUCCCGGUGUAACCCUUGUGCUUCCCCUGCGCGUCAGCCUUGCAUCCACAGUGGCACCUUGUGAUCCGUGCAUAGCCUAAUAGUGCAUAGGUGUAAGUGUUGUGUAAACUGUUAAGCCAUAGUAGUAUUGUCGUACAGGCCCAUGGUAGAUCGCUAGUAUGUCAUCUCUCCUUGCUGCUGGCUGUGCUUAGUGAUAUUUUCCGUGUCUGUCACUGAACGUCGAUUUAGUUUGACUUUGAUUUGCACAUUCUAUUAUUAAUUCUCUUCAUGCCUUUUUUCGGUGCUGUUGUUAUUGCGUAAUUUUAUUUAUUUGAACACUUUUUGUAAAAUCUUUUUUCGAGUGCCAUUACAUUCAAUGCAAACAUAGUGUGUUUGACUGUAAUAUAAAAUAGACUUGAAAGUCAUUUAACAUCCUCUCAAAACUAAUAUCGUUACCAUUAGAAUGUACCAUGAAGGCCACCCUGCUGCUAAGGUUUGGCUGUUGGAGCAAAGGCGGUUUUUGAGAUAAUCACAACGACAACAAUCUAGAAUUUCAUUGUUAUGACAUUCCAGAGACUUGUUCAAUCAUUCUCAUUCUAUUGUUUUUGUUAUUUUUGAUGGAAUAUAUGAAUGUAUGUUUACAGUUCCUAUUCCGUCAUUGCUAUUGUGUAGUUUCCUCUUUCUAAAUGCAGAUUUAAGUAUUUUAAUUUGAAAUGGUUGUUUUUUUCUAUCUACACUAUGAAUUUCUGUGAAAUUGACUGUCAGUUGAUGCCUGCCCGAUGUAUCAAUCAAUAAACAAAGGUUAUGUAUCCAAGAUAAACAAAACAAAGAUCAGAAUUAUAUAUAUUGUAAAUCAUCGUGGAGUAUUGAAUUACAUGUAGAAAGUCUAUUUGAUGUUCUUUGCAGUGUAUUUAAAUAAUAAUGUGAAAAAGACUAUGCUAUCAAAUGAAAUGCGCACAUGCUCAAUAAAGUCU
This is a messenger RNA of Hypomesus transpacificus, 5394 nucleotides long. RefSeq names its product synapsin I (gene syn1). Gene Ontology annotation, cellular component: synaptic vesicle; synaptic vesicle membrane. Gene Ontology annotation, molecular function: ATP binding. NCBI's taxonomy places the organism in Eukaryota, Metazoa, Chordata, Actinopteri, Osmeriformes, Osmeridae. Gene Ontology annotation, biological process: neurotransmitter secretion. The record is from RefSeq and is a predicted model, not a curated record. The coding region runs from base 829 to 2841 and encodes 670 amino acids. The transcript is spliced from 14 exons.